AUGACAUUUUCAUAUUUGACCCCAUUAUGCUUUUCAUACAGUAUCUAUCUAUCUAUCUAUCUAUCUAUCUAUCUAUCUAUCUAUACUUUCACUAAUCUUCUAUCUCCUAAAAUUCUAUUAAAUAAAUUGCGUCUUUUCUAUUUUUAUUUUCUUUCUAAUGUCGUUUCUUUUCAUUUCUGUUCCCUUUCUUUCUUUACCUUUCAUCUAUAUUUUCCUUAUAUUAAACGUCUUGUUUUUGCUCUCUCUCUCUCUCUCUCUCUCUCUCUCUCUCUCUCUCUCUCUUCAAUUCUUGCCACAUCCGCUUUUUCUCUCUUCCUCCGCAUUCAUGACCCUUUCUUCUUAUCGAUGUCUCUUUUUUAUUACUGUCUACAUUCCCCGUUAAUCUUCACUUGUUUAAUUUAUUCCUUAACAUUUUUUUUAUUUUCUCUCUCCCCUCUCGCUCUCUCUCUCUCUCUCUCUCUCUCUCUCUCUCUUUGUCUGUCUGUCUUUCUUUGUUUCUCAGAAAUUCCUUAUUUUCUUUCUAUUCAUAUCCCACUUUCCUUUUUCUUCGAAUUUGGCAACUGA
Messenger RNA from Acanthosepion pharaonis, 564 nucleotides. Lineage: Eukaryota; Metazoa; Mollusca; Cephalopoda; Sepiida; Sepiidae. The record is from the annotation of a GenBank genome assembly.